Molecule: messenger RNA, 1692 nt
Organism: Diversispora eburnea
Lineage: Eukaryota; Fungi; Glomeromycota; Glomeromycetes; Diversisporales; Diversisporaceae
Source: the annotation of a GenBank genome assembly
AUGUUACCAGGAUAUAUUCAUCCCGAUGAAUUUUUUCAAUCACCCGAAAUUAUGGGAGAGAGUGUGUUGGGAUUUGAAGUUUUUAAACCCUGGGAAUUUGAACAAAGUCCUCAAUGUCGAUCUAUAGUAAUUCCAAAUUUGUAUUCCUGCGUUAAAUUUGAAUCUCUAAUAUAUUUAGAUUAUGUUAGUUAUACGAUAGCGGAUUCAUAUUAUCCAAGAAAUACACUUAAGUCAUUACUAGUCUUUGCCUCAUCAUAUACUCUGCUUAUCUACCAUACUCGAUCCUUUUCAAAUACAGUUGAAUCAAUAUUAUUGGCGUUAUGUUUUAUUAUUUAUAUCAAAGGAACAAUUCCUUAUAUCCCUCUUAAACGAAAAUUAGGAGAACCUUCUGUUCGGGAAGAAUUUCUUUCAAAUUAUGCUUUUCUUUUAGGUUUCCUGCUGGCUUUAGGUUGUUUCACUAGGAUUACAUUUAUAUUAUAUGCAUUCCCAAUUGGUCUUGCAUUUCUUCAUCAUAUAUUUAUUUCCACUAGAGUUCAGCAAAGAAAUUGGACAGAUAAAAUUCUAGAAAUGAUGCCAGCUUGCCUUGGUUUUGUUUUGACAACAAUAUUAUGUGUUUUAGCAGAUUCAUUAUACUUUGGAUCAUUAAUUAUCACUUUUGACAAUAAUGCAUUGAUUAAAGAACACAUUUUUAUAUUAUUGAAUAAUCCCAUGAGAAUUCUUGAAAUUGCAUAUAAUAUUAAUUCAGACAAUUUAGCAGAACAUGGUAUCCACCCUCGAUAUCUUCACAUUCUAAAUUUUGUGUUACUUUUUGGUCCACUUGUUUUAUUGACAAUGAAAGAUCUUAAUGCAAGUUUUACAUACAUGAGAUUUAAGGCUAAAAGUAAAUAUAAAACUGUUAUUAUAUAUAGUGGUCUCUGUGGAUUAUUAUUAUUAUCUAUAAUUCCACAUCAAGAACCAAGAUUUUUAUUGCCAUUAUUUGUUCCUGUUAUUAUUGUACCAUCAGAUAGAUUACAGAAAAUACCAAGAUUAUUUUGGGUUGCUUGGGCAAUAUUUAAUUUGAUCUGUGCGGUAUUUUAUGGUGGACUUCAUCAAGCAGGAAUAAUACCAAUAAUUCAAAAAUUACAAUAUCAAUCAUUAGGAUUUAAGAAUUGUGAAAUAAGUGAAGAAUAUGUUCAGUGUAAUUUUGGGAAAAGAUUCGUUAGGCCAGUUAGGAAUUGGUCCGAAACUUUUAUAACAAAUGUCAUAUUUUACAAAACAUAUAUGCCUCCAAGACAUUUGUUUGGAUAUCCUAAAACUUGGCGAAAUACAAAUAUUCAACUUAAUAUUUACGAUCUUGCGGGUAAAUCAAUUCAAAAUCUGGAAGAAUUACUUUUACAACAAGUUGCACCUAAAAGAAAUUUGAUUGAACCAUAUAAUUCUGGGCAUAUAAUUUUUCAACAACGUCUUUCAAAUAAUAUUACGUUAAGACAGUAUGAAAGAACUCUUUUAGUUACUCCAUCUACAACUGAUUUAUCUUCACUUUUCAAUGAAAAUUAUUCCUCGGAAAGUGAUGAAAAAACAGAAUUUUCAAAAUCUAAUAAAUUUGGAUUGGCGUUAAUAGAUCAACAAUGGCCUCAUUUGAAUUUAGACCAAAUUGAUAGAGUUUUUUCAAAUGGAAUGUUUUUAAAUGUUUACGCUUUUACGAAGGAAUAA